Euleptes europaea (tarantolino) is the source of this 1059-nucleotide messenger RNA. RefSeq names its product cytosolic thiouridylase subunit 1 (gene CTU1). The record is from RefSeq and is a predicted model, not a curated record. Bases 1 to 1059 code for a protein of 352 amino acids. Gene Ontology annotation, cellular component: cytosolic tRNA wobble base thiouridylase complex; mitochondrion. Gene Ontology annotation, molecular function: tRNA binding. The transcript is spliced from 2 exons. Gene Ontology annotation, biological process: tRNA wobble position uridine thiolation. NCBI's taxonomy places the organism in Eukaryota, Metazoa, Chordata, Lepidosauria, Squamata, Sphaerodactylidae.
AUGGCGGCGGCGGCGCGGGUGUCGUGCCAGGGCUGCGGGUCGGGCCGCGCGGCGCUCCGGCGCCCCAAGACGGGGCAGGCGCUGUGCCGCGGCUGCUUCGCGGCGGCCUUCGAGGCGGAGGCGCACGGCGCCAUCGUGGCGGCGCGGCUGUUCCGGGCGGGCGAGACGGUGGCGGUGGGGGCGUCGGGCGGCAAGGACUCGACGGUGCUGGCCCACGUGCUGCGCCUGCUCAACGAGCGCCACGGCUACGGGCUGCGCCUGCUGCUGCUCGCCGUCGACGAGGGCAUCGCCGGCUACCGCGACGACUCGCUGGCCGCCCUGCGCCGCCACCGGGCCCGCCUGGGCCUGCCGCUGCACGUGGUCUCCUACCGGGAGCUCUACGGCUGGAGCAUGGACCGCAUCGCCCGCCACGUCGGCCCCAGGAACAACUGCACCUUCUGCGGCGUCUUCCGGCGGCAGGCCCUCGACCGCGGCGCCGCCUUGCUGGGGGCCGACAAGAUCGCCACCGGUCACAACGCAGACGACGUAGCUGAGACGGUGCUGAUGAAUUUCCUGAGAGGGGAUGUGGGUCGGCUCCAACGCUGCGCGGGAAUCUUGACCGGUGGCGAGGGGGCCUUGCCGCGGUGCAAGCCCCUGAAGCACGCCUACGAGAAGGAGAUUGUCCUGUACGCCUACUUCCAGGGCCUGGACUACUUCAGCACCGAGUGCGUCUAUGCACCCAACGCGUACCGCGGCCACGCCCGCACCCUGCUCAAAGACCUCGAAGCUGUGCGGCCCAGUGCCGUGGCCGACCUGGUGCACUCGGGCGAGCGGCUGGCAGUGCGCCAGGAUGUGCGCAUGCCCACCCAGGGCACCUGCCGGCGUUGCGGCUACCUCUCCAGCCAGCCCCUUUGCAAAGCUUGUGUGCUGCUGGAAGGGCUCAACCGCGGCCUGCCUCAGCUGGCGAUCGGCAAGCCCGGCCGGCUACAGAAGGCACUGACCGACGCCAGGAAGUCGGAGGGGGGCUUCCAGGAAGGCUCUCAGCAGGACAGCAAAGCCACUCGGACCAUAGACUUCUGA